AUGUUUAACCGUGAGCUACACAGAAAUAUAUUGACUUUUGUUACAGUUGAUUUCCUAGUCGGAAAACUGAGGUUGCGCGUGCACCGCCCUUGUUAUCCACAAGAAAUCCUUACCUGUGUGUUAAAAGAUCUCGGCCAAACCAAUCCUCUUGAAACUGUCGGGCGAGCACAGCGUGACACACCACGAACCCCUUCAGCCAGUAGUGAUGCAGUCCGUCGAGCCCCGGACUUUUCCAGUUCGGGGCCCUACGGACCGCCUCAGCUACGUCAUCCGGCGUUAUGA
Messenger RNA from Parnassius mnemosyne (clouded apollo), 282 nucleotides. The record is from the annotation of a GenBank genome assembly. NCBI's taxonomy places the organism in Eukaryota, Metazoa, Arthropoda, Insecta, Lepidoptera, Papilionidae.